Trichechus manatus latirostris (Florida manatee) is the source of this 2790-nucleotide messenger RNA. It is a transcript of the gene CCDC154, whose product is annotated as coiled-coil domain containing 154. The transcript has 18 exons. Bases 1 to 2790 code for a protein of 929 amino acids. The record is from RefSeq and is a predicted model, not a curated record. Gene Ontology annotation, biological process: bone mineralization involved in bone maturation. Lineage: Eukaryota; Metazoa; Chordata; Mammalia; Sirenia; Trichechidae.
AUGGCCUUCUUUCUCCUGCUGCAGCGGCCACUGGGGGGGCCUCUGAGGACCCUGCUCUUGGCUGCCCAGUUAGCCUGGGCGGGGGUCAGUGCUGCUCUGGGCCGGCUCCAGGAACAUGUGGGGCCGGUGGUCCUGGUGGGCAUGGAUAGGCUGGGGCUGGUGGUCCCUCGAUGGCUGCUGUACCCCCGGGGCCCCCAGGCUCGUCCCUGUCACCAGGCAGCGCAGAUGUUUGGGCUCGUCUGGGCCAGGUCGCCCCUGAGGUUCACCUCUUCCAUAGGAGGCUGUGGGUCAGAGCUCGCCUCUCCCUCGGGGGUGCCACCCGGUGAGCAGGCACUGGGCGGCCGGGGGCUGUGCUUCCCGGCCUGGCCCCGUCUCUGCUGCCAGUACUGGGUGCCGUCCAGCAGUGAUAGCCACACCCCACCUUGGUGGGGAGAGGUGUCCCAUUUGGGGCACAGGUCCUGCCCCGUGGGUGCUGCUGCGUCGUCAGAAGCCUUGUUCCCGGGGGACCUUCCUGCUGCAGUGCUGGCAAACUUGAACAGCACCCCCUCGUCGGGGGCGUCGUCCCCCCCCCAGCUGAGCCCCAUCACCCUGGAGGACCUGGGGCUCCUCUUUGGGGACGGUCCAACCAGCCUCGAGCCCCUGAGCCUGGAGGAGAUCUCAGAGAAGUAUGAGUCUGGCUGCCUGGCACCAGCCGCCCCAGUCCCCGAGCAUGACACCCCCAAGCACUGGAAGCAGCUAGAGCAGUGGCUGGCCGACCUGCAGGCCGAGGUGGCCUGUCUCCGGGGACACAGGGACCACUGUGCCCGUGCCACACUGGGCCUGCUGCAGGAGCUGCUCCAGGUGCGGGCCCGCGUGGAGCUCCAGGAUGCCGAGCUGAAGCAGCUGCAGCAGGACAUGCGACAGGCAGCCCGGGCCCCCGAGAAGGAGGCCUGCGAGCUCGCCGGCACCCCGAGCCAGACCCAGAUGCAAGCCCUGGACAAGAGGCUGGUGGAGAUCCGCGAGGCCCUGGGUCAGAUCCGGAGGAAGCAGGCGCUCCAGGACUCAGAACAUAAGAGCUCGGACCAGGAGCUGACCCUCAGGUUGAGCAAGCUGACUGGGAAGCUGAGGCAAGAGGGCCAGGACUGGAAGGCGGUCUGCAGCACCCUGCAGAAGAACCAGGAGGAGGCCAGCCAGCGGGUGGAGUGCGAGGUGGCCAAGAUGCAGAAGAUGAAGACCGCAGAGGGCGCCCGGCUGCAGGCAGAGGCCGGCCUGUGGGAGGAGCUGGAGAGCCGCUGGCAGAAGCUCCAGGAGCGAAACGAGGAGCACCUGCUGGCACUGCGCGGGCAGCGCGAGGAGGACGAGUCCUACCUCCUGGAGCAGUGUCGGGGCCUGGACCAGGCCGUGAAGCAGCUGACCAAGUUCGUUCGGCAGCACCAGGUGUCCCUGAAUCACAUCUUGCAGGCCCGGGAUGCCAAGGGGCACGUGGAGAAGAGCCAGACCGGGGAGCUGACCACCUACCUGCAGGAGAACCUGGAGGCUGUGCGGCUGGCCGGUGAGCUGGCCCAGCAGGAGGCACACAGUGCACUGGAGCUGCUCCGCGAGAAGAGUCAGACCCUGGAGGCGUCUGCCGCGGAGCUGGCCAGGCAGGUGAAGGACCUGGGUGAGCACUUUGUGGCCCUGAGCUGGAGGCUGGAGCUGCACAAGCAGACGCUGAGCCUGCAGCUGUCCGAGGUGAAGAGUGAGUGGGAAGGUGCAGAGAGGAAGUCUCUGGAAGACUUGGCCCGGUGGCGGCAGGAGGCCGAGGCGUACCUGAGGGAGGUGCGUGAGAAGGUGGACAGCCUCCCCCGGCAGAUAGAAGGUGUCUCUGACAAGUGCAUCGUGCACAAGAGCGACCUGGACCUGAAAAUCACCGCUGAGGGCAAAGCCAGGGAGUUUCAGGUGGAGGCGGUACGGCAGGAGCUGGCUGUCCUGCUGUCAUCCGUGCAGCUGCUCAAGGAGGACCACCCCGGGCGGAAGGUGGCCGAGAUCCAGGGCAAGCUGGCCACGCUCCAGACCCAGAUCAUGAAGUUAGAAAACAGCCUCCAGGACAACAAGACCAUCCAGAACCUCAAGUUUAAUACGGAGACCAAGCUGCGGGUGGAGGAGAUCGCCACGCUGCGGGAGAGCCUGAUGCGGCUGUGGAGUGAGGAGGGCCCGUGGGCACUGAGGCCGGGCAGCCGCAGGGUGCUCAUGUCCCUAGUGCGCCAGCGCUUCUUCGUCAAGGACGCCGCCCCCACCGGCGAGGUGGCCUCCGUGAACCAAUGGGGCGUGUACCAGGCCGCCAGGUGGCUGCAGUGGAAGGCGGUGCUCAUGAGCCUGGUGCCCCCGCGGAGGCCGCGCGCAGCCCCCGAGAAGUCCUGCGGGCCCGAGCCCACCCCAGGGGGAGGGGGCAAGAGGCCAGCUGGUGGUGGUGACCAAGGCCUUCCCAGCGGCCCAGCCCCAGGGACUCCGGAGGCCGGUGGGGCCCCGCCUGGGGGCCUCCCGGGGCGAGCUGAGGAGCCCAGUCUUCUGACCCCCAAAGCCCACGGUCCUGACCGAUCCCCAGCCAGGCACCCCGCGGUGGGCCAGGCCGGCUCAGUCUCGGUGGUUCUGGAUGACAACGGUCGCAGCCCGGAAGGGACGCAGUGUGCACACCCCCUGCGCCACAGCCUCCCAAGGGCUGCAGCCCCUGCUGGGUCCCCUUCCUGUGGGCAGAGCUCCGAGGGACCAGGGUGGGGAUGGAAGGUGGCCACCAGCUCCUGCCACAUUCUCGGCCUUCAGGGCCCAGGAUGA